This is a messenger RNA of Drosophila erecta, 360 nucleotides long. It is a transcript of the gene BomS2, whose product is annotated as immune-induced peptide 2. Gene Ontology annotation, biological process: defense response. The transcript has 2 exons. The record is from RefSeq and is a predicted model, not a curated record. Lineage: Eukaryota; Metazoa; Arthropoda; Insecta; Diptera; Drosophilidae. The coding region runs from base 81 to 218 and encodes 45 amino acids.
CGGCCAAGAGCAUCAGUUGAAUCCAAUCAAUUGCCUGCGCAUUUAGCAUCCAAAACCACAACAACCAGCCCAGAAUCAAUAUGAAGUUCUUCUCCGUCGCCACCGUUUUCGUGCUCGGUCUGCUGGCUGUGGCCAACGCUGUGCCCCUGUCGCCCGAACCAGGAAAUGUGGUGAUCAACGGCGACUGCAAGUACUGCAAUGUGCACGGUGGAAAGUAGGAAAGUGCUCGGCAAAAACUCGAAGAAGGGCCAAACUUACCUCAAAUCCAAAACACAAUAUUUAUACUAUCACUCGUGUACUAAAAUGAAAACUAGUAGUAAAAAACAUUGCCUAUUACAAAUAAAAUGAAGGAAAACUAAA